Messenger RNA from Dovyalis caffra, 2139 nucleotides. The record is from the annotation of a GenBank genome assembly. Lineage: Eukaryota; Viridiplantae; Streptophyta; Magnoliopsida; Malpighiales; Salicaceae.
AUGAGAACAGGAAAAGUUUCCAGAAAGAUUUUGUCCGAAAGAAAUCUGGAGUUGGGAUCUAUAAUCUCGAGUAGGGUUUAUGGGCCAGGUUGCUUUGGAUCAGCGGAGCCAUUGUUUGUUUCUAGAAAUGAAAAUGAUGCGAUGUCUGAAGAGGAUGAUGGAUUUCUGCUAAACUUUGUGCGUGACGAGAAAUCUGGUGAAUCAAAUUUUAUAGUUAAGGAUGCCAAGUCUCCAAAUCUUGACAUUUUAGCAAAAGUUAAACUUGCUAGACGUGUUCCAUGUGGUUAUCAUGGCCUAAUUCUCCUAACGGGUGAGGAGUCGGCCUGCCAUCAGCGAAUAGAGAAGGGGGACAAAAAAAGAGAGUUAAAGAUGUUUAACGGAAUGAUGGAUCCCGAGUUAAUGAAAAUCGCACAGGAACAGAUGAGUCGCAUGACACCUGCUGAUUUCGCUAGGAUCCAGCAACAGGUAAUGUCCAAUCCUGAUCUGGUUAAAAUGGCAUCGGAUGGCAUGAGAAACAUGAGGCCUGAGGACUUGAAACAGGCAGCAGAACAGUUAAAGCAUACGCGUCCUGAAGAGAUGGCGGAAAUUGGCGAGAAAAUGAUCAAUGCAUCGCCAGAAGAGAUUGCUGCUAUGCGUGCCCGUGCUGAUGCACAGGCCACAUAUGAAAUAAAUGCAGCUCAGAUGUUGAAGAAACAGGGUAAUGAGCUGCAUAGCCAAGGAAAGUUCAAGGAUGCUUUGCAGAAAUAUUUGCUUGCGAAGCAAAAUCUUAAAGGAAUUCCAUCUUCCAAAGGCAAAACACUUUUGUUGGCAUGCUCUCUUAAUUUAAUGUCUUGUUACUUGAAAACGAAGCAAUACGAUGAAUGCAUAAAAGAGGGCUCAGAGGUUUUGGGAUAUGAUGCCAAGAAUGUUAAAGCUCUUUAUAGAAGGGGUCAAGCCUACAGAGAACUAGGCCAACUGGAAGAUGCUGUCUCUGAUUUGAGGAAAGCACAUGAAGUCUCCCCGGAUGACGAAACUAUUGCAGACGUUUUAAGUGAUGCGAAGGAAAGAUUGGCUCAAGGUGGCUACCAUGCACCAAGGGGAGUGAUAAUUGAAGAAAUAACCGAAGAAGCUGAGACUUUCUCCUCUGAAAACCUUAAGAGUUCAUCAACAUGGGAAAGCAUUGAUACAUCUAACAGUGGAAGGGAAGCUCGUAGUGGGAGUUCAGCAACUAAUUCAGAGCCUCUAGAGGCUUUGAAAGAUGACCCAGAAGCUAUGAGGUCAUUCCAAAAUUUCAUAUCUAAUGCUGAUCCUGAAACUUUGGCUGCUUUAAGUGGUGCAAAAUCUGGAGAGGUGUCUCCUGAUAUGUUUAAGACUGCAUCAAAUAUGAUUGGCAAGAUGUCACCUGAAGAGCUUCAAAGAAUGCUUCAAAUGGCUUCCUCAUUCCAGGGGGCAAAUCCUCUUACUGCAGGUGGAUCUUCAGAUAGAGGUUUCAAUGGCUUCAGACCUGGUGAGGUUCCUCCAAAUGUGACUCCAGACAUGCUUAAAACAGCAAGUGAUAUGAUGAGUAAGAUGCCAUCAGAAGAGCUUCAGAAAAUGUUUGAAAUGGCAUCUUCUUUGAGAGGAAAUGGCUCGGGUCCAGCUGCUGCUGCAGCUUUAAACACUGAAAGACCAAGUUCGAGUGCUAGGUCAAAACCAUCAGAAACUCGAGAAAAUUUUGCAGUCAAUGGGAAUAGUGGCAUCAGUGAAACUAGUUCCUCUGGUGAUUUCUUUUCAAGUUCAAGAAAUGUUCCUCCAUCAAGCUUUCCUGCCUCUACUUCUGAUAUGCAAGAACAGAUAAGAAACCAAAUGAAUGAUCCAGCUAUGCGACAGAUGUUCACGUCAAUGAUGAAGAAUAUGAGCCCAGAGAUGAUGGCUAACCUGAGUGAACAAUUUGGACUAAAACUUUCUCAAGAAGAUGCAGCGAAAGCUCAACAGGCCAUGUCAUCUUUAUCCCCAGAGGAUUUGGAUAAAAUGAUGCGAUGGGCUGAUAGGAUCCAAAGAGGAGCGGAAGGUGCAAAGAAGGCAAAGAACUGGUUACUGGGGAGACCUGGUAUGAUCCUUGCUAUUUGCAUGUUGAUCUUAGCUGUUCUCCUCCACCGGCUAGGCUUCAUCGGAAGGUAG